AUGCGUAGUAACCCUCGAAUAUACGGCAGUCAGCAGCAUCCGUAUACCUAUUCACAACAGUUUGUCGGAGAAAGAGAAGAUAGGGAAGUAACGCGAAUCGGAAUUGGCGUUUUAAGACCAAAUUUUACUUACUCGACAUCUUCGACCAAUCAGCAUAAACAAGAGCAGAAUACUACUGGUGACGGCGAAGUUUUCUCGCACUGGGUAGUUCUCAAGAUGAUAAUGGCCGAACGAGCAGCUCAAUGUUUAGCAAAACUCGGUUUGAACACUGCCACAACCACAGCUACUUCUACAAAUAUUCUGCAUGCGCAGACAAGUCAACCUCAAAAUAUCAUUACUACAACGGAUUCAACCGCGAUGGUUUCUGCAAAAGCGAAUGAUUUGAUAACCACAUCCGGACAUCAUCGAAGAUCUCGUAGUUUACGCGAACGCACGGGUGUUGAUCAGCGUCUGGAGCGGUUGCCUAGUGGACCAGUAACAUUACAGAAAUUUACACCACAUACAGUCAUUUCAGGAAGCAAUAUCGAUAAAAGUAGACCGGUACUUGUCAAUAAUUUCGCUGAACAUGUGCGACUGAUGUCAGCUGAUUCUGAUUUUCGAUUUUCUGAAGAAUACGAAGAUCUCAAACUGGUGGGACAUGGACAAACAUGUAUAGCAGCGGAUUUAACAGUGAACCGAGCAAAAAAUCGUUUCACCAACAUAUUACCAUACGACCAUUCUCGCGUAAAGCUCAUACCAAUUGAUGAUGACGAUGGCUCAGAUUACGUUAAUGCUUCUUACAUUUCUGGUUUCAAUUCACGUCGUGAAUUUAUCGCAGCACAAGGACCUCUUCCUUCUACGCGUGAUCAUUUUUGGCGAGUUGUUUGGGAACAACAUUGUCCGGCAAUAAUUGCUCUAACAAAAUGUGUCGAGAAAGGACGUGAUAAAUGUCAUCAGUACUGGCCUGAUAAUGACCAGCUCAGCGUUCUUUAUGCUGACAUUGAGGUGACAUUAAUGAACGAAACGGUAUAUAAGGAGUUCACAGUACGUGAACUUAGAUUAACAAAUAUCAGUGAACCAGUCGCACCUUCUCGAACAGUAAAACAUUUGCAUUAUAUGGCAUGGCCUGAUUUUGGUGUUCCUGAAUAUGCUGCUGGCUUAGUGCGUUUUGUUCGUCUUUUCCGAACUCGACUGCCACCCUCACCUAGCAACAAACCAACCGUUGUUCACUGCAGUGCUGGCGUCGGUCGAAGUGGUACAUUUAUAGCUCUUGAUCGCUUGAUGCAGUGUGCUGCGAAAAAUUUACCGCUCGAUGUUUUUGGCAUCGUUUAUGAGAUGAGGCUUGAUCGUUGUCAUAUGGUGCAAAAUGAGCAGCAAUACAUAUUCAUCCAUCAUUGCUUGCUCUAUGUUUUGGAAACGCAAUAUGACAUGACUACAAAUUUGAUAGGUAAUAGUCUGUCGCAAGUUGGAAGUAACCAAGGAACUACAACUUUUCUCAGUGAUAACGUUGUUAUCGACUUUCCAAACAGUAUCACCAGUAACGACGUUGGGAACAACCUAAGUGCAGGGAUCGCAGAAAAUGACAUUCAAAUAAUAAGCAGUAAUGGGAGCACCACAUUUAUUGGAACUGGACUUCAACAUCAACCAGAUGCCACAUGGAUUACCCCUCCUCGUGUCGAAGUACAUCUGAAUCCAGCAUUCGAUGAUGAUGAAGGUAUUGCUGAAUCUGGCUUGUAA
Messenger RNA from Brugia pahangi, 1716 nucleotides. Lineage: Eukaryota; Metazoa; Nematoda; Chromadorea; Rhabditida; Onchocercidae. The record is from the annotation of a GenBank genome assembly.